AUGUCAAUAAAAGUUGCAAGUCGAAAUUCGUCUUCACUAUCAACUUCUGAGCCUCUUAAACAAAAAACAUAUGAAAUCUAUCCAAACACUACUAAGUUAUCAUCUUCAGCACAAAUCCAGUAUGAAACAGCAAAAGAUAUCUUUCAUAACACCUGCGGAUCAUUCGUCGAAAAUUUUAAAAAUUAUUCAGGUAGUUUACGAACACACACGAUCAUUGAAAUUUCAUCUGCUGGUCUAGUCUAUGUUGAUAACACAAACGAUGUUCGAUGUAAUCAAUGUCAGAUUCGUAUAUUCAAUUUAACCAGAGACAUGAAACCAUUUGAAGAACAUCGACGACAGAGUCCAGCGUGUCCAUUUGUGAAACAAAUCUUGGGCAAAGAUAAUGAGCAAGAUGAAACGAUAUCAAAUCAAACGUCGUCACCCGCUAAAACCAAAUCUCAGAAAUUCAAGAAAACGGAAACAUCGACGUAUGUUAAUGAUAUAAAACGAGAAGAAGAAAAGGAGAAGGAUUCGGUUUUGAAUUUUUUUGAAACUAAAAUCACGCAACAAGCGCGGGAUCGAACGUUUUCUCACUGGCCUCAUAAAGUUCCCGAAAUUCAUAAACUAUUAUCUUCAAAUUGUCCUUACGUUAAAUUCAUUAUAAAUAAAAGUUCAUCAUUGAAUAAUAUUCGAAUUCUGAAUGAAAGCAGUCGGCAAACAUCUCCACUACCUCCAACAGUUAGUAACGGCGGUGUCGAAAAUAGCAACGUUAUCCGAUCGAACGAAAUUGUGUUGACUGCUGCAUGUAAUGCUGGUUAUAUAGAAAUUCCAAAACGACAUGCUUCAUUUGCCUCUUGGCCUCAAGAGUCCUUGCCGUCGGUUGAUGAUAUGGCUAAAUCUGGAUUUUUUUACACGGGCACAAACACGAUUGUCACUUGCUUUUACUGCAAUGGAAGUUUACAAAACUGGGGUAAGAAUGAAGAGAAGACUGUUUUGCAUCGAAAAUAUAUGUAA
Messenger RNA from Didymodactylos carnosus, 993 nucleotides. NCBI's taxonomy places the organism in Eukaryota, Metazoa, Rotifera, Eurotatoria, Philodinida, Philodinidae. The record is from the annotation of a GenBank genome assembly.